Quercus lobata is the source of this 933-nucleotide messenger RNA. RefSeq lists its product as uncharacterized. Bases 177 to 572 code for a protein of 131 amino acids. The transcript has 6 exons. Lineage: Eukaryota; Viridiplantae; Streptophyta; Magnoliopsida; Fagales; Fagaceae. The record is from RefSeq and is a predicted model, not a curated record.
GGCCAAACGGUAUUGCAGUUGCAUAUAUAUAUAUAUAUACCGAUCGUUUCAUUCUCUUUCUCCCUCUAGCGUAAAGCAAACACAAUAAAUCGAUCAAUCAGUGAAAUUGGAGAACCAAAGCUUGUAUCAGAUCAAUUCCUGCACAUCAUAUAAAGCCUUAGCCUUAAAUUGCUCAAAUGGAAAGUCAAGGGACUGAAGUUAUGAGGAAACGCAUGAAACCAGCUAUGGAAGAGAAGGAAGAAGAUGGAGUAGUCUUAGAGAUUGAAGAAAAGGAAGAAUUUCAGACCAACAUUGCUGGAUCUGAGGAGAUGGAACUUAAUAUUGCUCAGAUUCUAGAAAAGAUUGAACGCUUCACUCAGCUGGUGUCUGAGCUGCUGGAGUCAGGGAAGACAAGCUUUAAGGAACUGAGUAACGAAUUUGAGGAGCGUAUGAUUAUGAUACAUAAGGAACAAAUUGAGAAAUGGCAGGAAGAGAUCAAAGACCUGCGGUUGCUUGAUUCCUCGAAUGAGGAGGCCAAUGCUCUUCUGCAAAAUGCUCGAUACUUACUACAGAGUGCUCACAUUGAUUCUUGAUGGUGUUCCAAGACUGCCUGUCAAGGACUGAACAUGUUCAUUCUGUUGAAAGAUAUCGAGCUACGAGAUACUAUGUUAAGUACUUUGGUUUGUACAAUUUGCAUCCCAAUUACUACUGCAUGGUUUUCUUCACCAAUCUAAAAAGUAUAGGGAGUAAAAGGAGUAUUUGAAAUAGUUUCCCAAUUUCAUGUGAAUAGCUAAGCAGCUCAUGUUAAUAUCUAAGCAGUGCCAGUCCAUUAUGCACUAGGAAGUGAUAUAAAUUCUGAUAGGAUGCAUUUGAUAUGUAUUUGCAUAUAUUUCUCAUAAACUGAAGGUAUGCUUCAGGCAGCUGAUUGAGUCAUCUCUUUAGCUAUGCCCACAA